Selaginella moellendorffii is the source of this 1323-nucleotide messenger RNA. RefSeq names its product dolichyl-phosphate beta-glucosyltransferase. The coding region runs from base 1 to 1224 and encodes 407 amino acids. Gene Ontology annotation, cellular component: endoplasmic reticulum membrane. The transcript is spliced from 10 exons. NCBI's taxonomy places the organism in Eukaryota, Viridiplantae, Streptophyta, Lycopodiopsida, Selaginellales, Selaginellaceae. The record is from RefSeq and is a predicted model, not a curated record.
AUGAAACUCCAAAUGUCGAGUGUGAGAAUCAAGAUCAAGGCUGUAGGAGGAGCAUGGACGAGCAAGGGCAAUUCAUCGCGUAUAAAAUCGCGAGCUCUUUUUCCAGGGGUAAAAGGACGUGACCAAAUUUUAGGUUUUAGGGUUCUUCGUCCAGCUGCUGCUACUGCCCCUGCUCGCCGGGAGGAGAUGGGACUUUUGGUCCCAUUGUCACAGAUUUCUCCAGUGCUGGUUGGAAUUAUCGUCGUGGUGUUCUCCAGCGCGCUAUGGCUCCUCAGCUACAUUGUGGAGUGGACGCAAAAGCUCGAUCAAGGAAGCGGGACUACAACACCAAGUUUCUUGGAGAAUCCCUCGUCCCUUGAGAAGGUGCGAUGUCCUUCGGUGUUUGGACCUCCCGAGAAAUAUUUGUCUCUCGUGAUUCCGGCCUUUGAUGAAGAGGCAAGGCUUCCUCUCACUCUCGACGAAACCUUGAGAUAUCUGGAAGGCCGCGCUGCUGUAAAUAAGGCAUUCACUUACGAAAUUAUUAUAGUCGACGAUGGAAGUCGAGACAACACUGUAAAAGUAGCAUUCGAUUACAUCAAGAAGUAUAAGAUGGACAACGUGAGGCUCAUCAAGCAAGGCGUCAAUUGCGGCAAAGGAGCCGCCGUCACCAAGGGAGCUCUCUGCUCUAGAGGAGAGCUCAUUCUGAUGCUGGAUGCGGACGGGGCAACUAAAAUCACAAACUUAGAAAAGCUGGAAAAUGCUAUUCUGACGUACGGGGAGAAGAUACAGAAACAGAAAUCUCUACGUGAUCCUUCCGUGGAAAACAUCUUUGACGUCCCCUUGGUUGCCUGCGGGUCACGCGCACAUCUAGAACAACAAGCUCUAGCGACGCGCAAAUGGUACAGGAACUUCCUCAUGAAAGGCUUCCAUCUGUGCGUCCUCCUUGCUGCCGGCUCUGGAAUCCGAGACACUCAGUGUGGAUUCAAGAUGUUCACGAGGUCCGCGGCACAGCAACUUUUCAUCAAUCUCAGGCUCACGCGGUGGUGCUUCGACGUGGAGCUCUUGUACCUAUGCAAGAGAUUGGGGAUCCCAGCGCUAGAGAUUGCCGUGAACUGGACAGAGAUCCCGGGCUCCAAGCUGAGAAUGACCAGCAUCCUCCAUAUGCUCUUCGAGCUGCUGCUCAUUCGUAUCGGCUACGGCUUUAACGUGUGGAAAAUCCACCAAAAUCUUGUACAGACCAGCUGAGAAAUUUUCUAACGAAAUAGAAGCUUUAACUGAAAUGAUAUAAGCAAUAAUAAUGUUUGACUUGAUUAAAAAAAAUAUCAAAAUAUUUCCAAAACAAAA